GCCUACUCCCUCCUUCCCUCCCUUAUACAGAUGGGCCUUUGCUGUUGGUUAACCUUUAUCUCCUCAUCAUUUCUAUGUGUGUGUAUGAACAUUUGCCCUUGUGUUUCUCUCCCAGCUCAGCUUGCAACAGGGAUGCGAUUUUCCCUCAGCCCUGCUGAGAAUGAGGGCGUUUGGUUAAACGUGUGAUCUGUUUGUAUUUAAUUUAUCUUUAGGGAUUAUCGAAUAAUCGCGGUUUAAUCCUAUAAUCCCGGUGCUUUGUGUCACCUUUAGUCAUGCAAGUUGCUUUCAUUGCUACUUGUUGCUCUUAGGAUCUAUAGGAUGCUGGAAGGGAAACAUGGAGGAGUCAAAUGGAAUGUCUGUUUUUAGCUUAAAAAGAGAGGAAUUGGAAGCUGUGUGUGUGCUGUGUGAGGUGGGAACCUUUGCAUUGGUUGCAAAUAGUACAUUCAGUUUACAUUCAGUGUAAGCAUUUUGCACUCUCAUCCCCAGAACAACUUGUUCUUCUGGUGUUCUUUCAGUGACCCAAAUUGCAGCAUAAUGCAUCAAUUCUUCCAACUUUAUAUGAGGAAUGGACUGAAAGAAGCCCAAACGUGUCUCAAAUUGCACUUGACCCCAACAUCUAAUGCGUUUCUAUGCUGUUAGAAUGACCUGAAAUGCUUAGUUCAGAAUAUGAUGUGUGUGUAACUAAAUGGCAGCAGGAAUGGGAGCAGAGGAAAACGACACGCUUCUUAAUAGAUGGAAAAGGGAAGCAUUGAUCUGAAUACGUCCUAGUUGCAAGUGAGACCUCGCCACAGUGAAUGUAUAUCAUGUUGCAAACUGAUGAAGGGCUUUAAUGGAAAUAGAGUAGAUACAGCCCAAACUUAGGCUGCUUCUGGUGGACAUGAUAAUCUGUGUGGUGUUUGAAUGGGUCUGUAUGUAGAGGAUAUUUGUGGCAAUGGUUGGAAAUGCAAAGUUCCACUAUAGACAUCUAUUGGAGCUGAAGGUGAUGGGGAAAAUAGCAGUGAAACCGGAGCAGAUAAAUCCUUGUGUUGGCUUCACCACUAGAUGUCAGUGCUUGAAACUACAACCAGAGCAAGGCAGACAAAUUAGGAAUCAAUUGAGGAGGAGGAAUGAUAUCCUCUGCUCAUACUUAUGUCUCCUGGGGGUUAAGUUGCCUUAAUAAGGUUCUUGAGGUAAGUUUAGUGGCUUAACUAGCAGAAUGUUCCAGGCAGGAAAUGAGGAAUUUCCUGGUGUUGCUUCUAAAGGAAGUUUAGAAGGUGUUUGAUGAUUUGAAGUUUCAUGUUAAAUGACACAAAAAUGUGUGUUUCGUUUCUUAAAUCCUGGCUUCUUGAAUAUAUUCACAUUCUCAAUUGCCAUGAAGGGCAGCAGAGGUAGAUAACAGGAAACCUAGGUGAAUCUGUUGGAGUCUUUUUAGGCCUUGAUCCUCACUAAACCUCUUUGAAACCAAAGCAUCCUCCUAUGUACAGAGAGGGAUCUGUUAGCAAAUACAGGCAAUGAGAAGGGAAUCUCCACCAAAAACCCAUCCACAAUCUCCAUAAACAGGUGCUAUCUCAGACCAGCUGUGGGGGCUGCAGUCACACAAAGGCAGCACCAUGCUUGUAUGCUGCAGCUCUAUGGAGUGUUGCCACACAGACACGAGGAUCCAGGACUACUUCACUUUGUGUUCACAUCUUCUGAAGCGAGUGUUCCCUGUGCUGCUGUUACUGUGGAGAAGCCAUGUCGGCCCCGGCAGCCCCACGUGCGUCGCACCUCCUCACUGGACACCAUUGUGGGCUCCUACCUGCUGGGGCAAUGGCCACGGGAUGCUGAUGGAGCUUCUGCCUCGUGCAUGAACGACAAAGCUACCCAGACCCCGGUGUCCUGGCAUGACGUGGAAGUGGGGAAAGGCAGCUCCAGUGCUCACAAACGUUCUGCUUCUUGGGGUAGCACAGAUCACCGCAGAGAGAUUGCCAAACUGAAGCAGCAGCUCCAACGAACGAAGCUGAAUGGCAGAAGUGGCAAAGAAAAGGAGAAGAGCUCCCCGCUGCAGGGGGACCACGCUGUUCUCACAUCGCUCCGGGACUCUCCUUCAGGCUUCCUUUCUUCGUCUCCUGUUUUGAGGCUCAGUCCUUGCUUGCACAGGAGUCUGGAAGGGCUGAACCAGGAACUGGAGGAAGUGUUUGUGAAGGAACAGGGAGAUGAGGAGCUUUUGAGGAUCUUGGAUGUCCCAGACGGCCACAGAGCACCAGCACCUGCACAGAGAGGCUCUGGAGAUGCCUCCCUGAUCCUGGAGCCCAGCAGUGGCAGCUGCAGCAGCCUCUCGCUUUCUCCUUCCCCUUCUGUGCCUCUCCACCUUUCUCCACACACCCCAGUGAGACUGGUGGCAGAAGAGCUCUCCUCUGCUGUAGAUGAGGUGCAGCUGGAUUCAAAAGAGAAAGAGGAGGGCAGCCCUUCUCCAGUCCUGGCCUUCGCUUCCUCUCCUCGGCCCAACCACAGCUACGUGUUCAAACGGGAACCUCCUGAGGGAUGUGAGAAAGUCCGGGCCUUCGAAGAAGCUUCCUCCAGCCCUGACCACACCUUUCAGCCUUCCUGCCCAGAUAAGAACAAAGUGCACUUCAACCCCACAGGCUCUGCCUUCUGCCCCGUCAGCCUGGUGAAGCCUCUAUUCCCAAACGUGGGUUUUCUCUUUAGAGGUUUUCCAGCAUCAUCCAGCCCCAGCACAGGCAUGUUUACAUCCUGCCAACCCACAGCCCCCCCCUCCCCAUUCCUUGGGGCACGGAAGGACGCUGCUGUAGUAGAUAACUUCAGCGACGCGUCCAAAUCGCCUUCACUCAAUUAUGAACACUGGAAACGUGGGCAGCCGGAGGAGAGCGUCGUCUUCCACAGCUCUCUGGUUGUGUGAAGCCUUUAGAGGGGGAAAGUCAGCCAGCAACAGCAGCUCUGGCUCCUCAGUGCAUCUGGGCCAUCCCGUGGAGAUGAAUGCCUUGAGGUUGGGACUUGACAGCCAAGGGGGGCAGCCCUGGGCCUGGAAAGCACAGCGGGCUGCCAAGGAUGGAAGUAGCUGAGAAGUACUGAGUUCCACUGGACUCCUCGAUGCUGCGGGAGGGGCUCGUUUCCCCCCAAACCUCCCCUGUUCAAAGCACUUUUCCUGCGUUGAAUUGUCAUUUCCUGUGUGAUUGUUUUGCUGGUGAAGAGCAGUUGGGCUGGGCUGGGUUCUCCUGCAAUGGGUGGAGCUGAGCUCCCUGAAUGCGGUUGAGUUGGGGAGGAUUCAGGUGAAGCUUCCAGCCCUUCUCAUCUCAGCCUGCACCUCCCUGGACACCAGCAUCCAUUGAAACAUCCAUUGGGGAGCUCUGAGACAGCUGUGCUGAACCGGGGGAGCUCAGGUGACCAAAUGCUGCCCUAUAUAAAGGGGGAUCUGUGCUGUGGGGGGGUCUGUGCUGCAGGUAGAGAUGCUGCUGCCUGUUGGGUGCAGGAAGAUGGGAUGGGAAACAAGGUGCAGUGCUGGGAGGAGCCCAAUCCUGCUCCAUCCCACACACUGGGGCUGCCCUGGGGGGGUUUAUGGGCUGCUGGAAACAAAGUGAUGCCAGGACGGGGGUUGAAAAGCCCCUUUAAGAGCAGCAUUAGUUGCCGUUGUGUUACAAAGGCUGCGGGUUGGACUGAAGAAGCCUCUAUUUUCUUACACGUCUGAUGUAGAAACUCUAUUUUUCUUCCAAAGACACUAUUUUUGCAGCUGUUUUGGAGUUUGUAUUUUACGGACAAGAGCUUAAAGGAGGGACAUUGUUGUGUUCGGAGGGGCUUUUUGAUGCUGUGUUGGCAGUUCCGUGGAGAAAUAAAACCUUUCAUGCAUUUAAA
Coturnix japonica (Japanese quail) is the source of this 3828-nucleotide messenger RNA. The record is from RefSeq and is a predicted model, not a curated record. Lineage: Eukaryota; Metazoa; Chordata; Aves; Galliformes; Phasianidae.